AUGAAAAUUUUAAUCUUGAAUUUGCUAUAUUUAAUAAUUCAAUGCUAACCAAAUGAGAGAUAAACUAGCGGAGAUCAUUACCAUUCAUCUGAAUCAAGCUUCUAUGAUGAAGGACACAAUAAUCAUAAUUCAAAUGAUGAUGGACGAGGUUUUUAAGAAUUUACAAUCUUUCUGAUUAUCGGAGUGCUCGCUCUUGCACUUCCAAAUUUAUAUUAAUCUUGGACGGAAGACUCUGCUGCUAUAAAUCGUAAUAAGAAUAAUUUAGAUGAAUUGAAUUAAAAAAUCAAUAGCCUUGCCUAAAAAUUGCAAGAAGGAAAUUUGGAAAUGUCCUUCACCUUUAACGAUGAGUGGAUCCAAUUACAAAUAGAGAAGGUUUCAGUGUAAUAAAAUGAAAACAUUUUGAAUUUCGAAAUGUACGGUUCAGAUUGUUAUGGAUCAUGGACUAAGUCUGGAGUUAUAAACAUUAAUAAAAACAGUCAAAUUGAAACAUCCUUUAAAAAAAUUUAUGCAAAUGCUAAGCUACAGAAGGGUGAUGAAUUGAUUUAUGAAGGAUAAUUUGAUGAAUAAAACCAAUCUAUCAAAGGACAUUGGUAAUAUGUUAGAAGUAAGGAAAGAGGAUAGUGGCUGUUAAGACUUAAAUGAUAAUGAAUUAUAAUAUUUCUUUUAGCAUAUUACU
This is a messenger RNA of Paramecium tetraurelia, 676 nucleotides long. RefSeq lists its product as uncharacterized. The transcript has a single exon. The record is from RefSeq and is a predicted model, not a curated record. NCBI's taxonomy places the organism in Eukaryota, Ciliophora, Oligohymenophorea, Peniculida, Parameciidae.